Astyanax mexicanus (Mexican tetra) is the source of this 5159-nucleotide messenger RNA. RefSeq lists its product as uncharacterized. The transcript has 2 exons. The coding region runs from base 192 to 824 and encodes 210 amino acids. The record is from RefSeq and is a predicted model, not a curated record. Lineage: Eukaryota; Metazoa; Chordata; Actinopteri; Characiformes; Acestrorhamphidae.
AGGCAGCUCCUUCUGUUUGCAGUUGAGAUCACUCCUCUCACACAAAGUGAAAGUAAAAGCAGGAGCGAAAGAGUGUUCAGAGUGAGGGAGCAAGCUAAACACUCGCUUAUAAUCGCGUACCCUCCACCCAGACUCUGCUGGAUUACCUUUUUUCCUGAUUUUAUUUCUGAUUGUCCUGGUUAUUUUCCGGGAUGGAGCAGCGGGGGAUGUUCAGAAGACCAGACCUUACUCCUGCUCCAGUGAAUGCGGUCCCAGCCGCUCCUGCUCCAGUGAACGAGGUCCCAGCCGCUCCUGCUCCAGUGAACGCGGUCCCAGCCGCUCCUGCUCCAGUGAACGCGGCCCCAGGCGCUCCUGCUCCAGUGAACGCGGCCCCAGGCGCUCCUGCUCCAGUGAACGCUGCCCCUGCCGCUCCUGCUCCAGUGAACGCGGCCCCAGGUGCUCCUGCUCCAGUGAACGCUGCCCCAGCCGCUCCUGCUCCAGUGAACGCUGCCCCAGCCGCUCCUGCUCCAGUGAACGCUGCCCCAGCCGCUCCUGCUCCAGUGAACGCGGUCCCAGCCGCUCCUGCUCCAGUGAACGCGGUCCCAGCCGUUCCUGCUCCAGUGAACGCGGUCCCAGACGCUCCUGCUCCAGUGAAUGCGGUCCCAGACGCUCCUUCUCCAGUGAAUGCGGUCCCAGCCGCUCCUGCUCCAGUGAAAGCUGCUCCUGUUUCCGCUCCUGUGCCAGUGACUCUUGUCCCCAUUCCUGUGUCAAGUCCCCUGUUCAGUUAUCGUCUCUGUCCAGAGUCCAGUUUCCUUGUUCUGUCUCUGUCUUUGUCCUGUGUCUAGUUCCCUGUCCAGUUUUUCUCCUGACCUGUCAUGUUCUUUCUGGCCCCUCUCCUCUUCCGGCUCCUGGGGUCCUGUUUUAUGCGCCCCAGGAGUUGCGCUUUUGGGAGGGGCUACUGUCACGUGCUUGUCCUGUCCCUUGUCAGCCUCCAUGUUCUUCCCUUCCUUUGUUUAUAUUCAAAGCACAUGGCUCUCCCCUUGUCUCCGCCCAUGCCUUUAAUGCUCCCACCUGUUUCAAUUUGUAGCUCCGCCCCUUCAUCAGUGUUCACAGGUGUUUCCCAUUCCCAAGCCCGUGUGUUUGAGCAUGUGGUCGUCUGGUCUUGUGUGUGUGUUUCACGCCGUCAGGUUGCUGUUUCUUUGUUUUCUGUUUUAUAGUUUAUUUUUAUGUUAGUUCCAGUAGUCCUUUCUCUUCCUGUAUCUUGUCUGGAGUUUAGUUUUUGUUUAUUGUCUAUGUAAAUAAAUACAUUACCUGCGUUUACGUCCGCCUCACGUCCUGCCUGCUGCUGCUAACCUGACAGAAUCUGUCAGGAAUACCCAGGCAGGGAGACGAGGAGACGGACGCAAGUGCAGGUAGGGUGAAAAUAAAUAAUAAUUUAAUAAAUAAAUAACAAGUAAACAAGGAACAAGUAACAUGAAACAAAGAUACACAAAUAACCAAUAACCAAAACAAAUCAGAGAACCUAAACUAAACCAACUAGAGAUAAUAAAUAAACAGGGAAUAUAUAUAUAUAAAGGAAGAAACUAGAAAUAAACAAGGAAAUAAACUAUAAACAAGAAAACAAGAAAUAAACGAGAAACAAAUGACUAAGGCUAUAGAAGACAAGGAAACACUGAGAUAAGCUAUGGAACACAGAGAGACAAAACAACAGGGGAAGGUGCAAAGACCGACGAAGGACAAGAGACAAAGGAAGGCUUUAUAGCACACAAGGGAAGUGGAAACACCUGGGGCUUGGGGGCGGAGCUACAAAUUGACACAGGUGGAAAAAUACUGACAGGAGACACAGAGGGGCACAGGUAACGUGGGAAUAACACACAGAGACAUGAGACAAGACCAGGACAUGACACGCUUGAUGUACCUAGAAACUGAAAAACUUAAAAUGAUUCAGUGUUUUCACUGGUGCACUGUAGCUAAAAGCAGAUUUUCCCAGUUCACUAAAAACUCUUUGUACCUGACAGCGAGUCUGAUAAUUACUGGUAUUAAUUAAGAUUAGAGAAGAGAUAUUAGCUGGCAAAUUUUUUAUUCAAAGAAUUAUUGCACACUUUCUAUAAACCUAUAAACUUAAUUUCACUUCUCAAAUAUCACUGUGUUUCUCUGUUAUAAUAUAUUAAACUGAAAUUGUUGAUCUAAAAAACAAUGAUUUAUAAAGAAAUACAUGAAAAAUUAUCAGGGGUGCCCAAACUUUUACAUACCACUGUAUAUAUACCCCAAAAACACUCAUUCUUCUUUACCAGACUGUGUGCUCAAAACAAGGAGCAGUUAAUCCAGCACAGGGUUACUAUGGUGCAGUUUCCAGCCAUCAGGGAAAAUGAAUAACUUGUUUGUAUUGCCUAUAAUACUGUGACCACACAGUCACCAUCAUAUAAACUUAACUGAAUACUCAAGGAAACGUAUAGUCCUGGUGAGCAGGAGAGAGGUGUGUAGAGACACACCUAUUAUGCCAAUAAAUGAUGCCAGGAGCCAAUAAGAAAAUAAUCACCAAAUGUUAAGUGAACCUUGCCGUAUUUAGUCUCAGCUUUUUAAUUUAGUAACAAUAUGGGGUGGACUGGAUUUUUGAUUGAAACAGUAUUUUAUGGUUAAAAAUGUCCUGCAAUAUUAGACCUUUUUUUUACAGUGCAGCAGUAGAAAGUGUGGUGUUGGAAUAAUUCCUACAUGAUGCCUAACCACAGUUCUAAUAUGAAAAAGUUUGGGCAUCACCUGUAAUGUUCAAGAUUUUCAAGAAGAUUAGCAGCAGUUAUUUGUCCAGGUCGUUCAUCUUGAGGAAGAUGUGUAGUUGCUGCAGAGCCUUCUUGAUAACAGUUGCAAUGUUAUCUGUCCAGGUGAGGUCGGCAGAGAUCACAACACCCAGGAACCUGAAUGUGUGGACCCCCUGCUCACACUUGCUAUUAAUAUAGAGGACGACCAUGUCAGUUAUACAGUAAUAACAGUAUUAUUACAGUAUUUCAUGUAUGCUAAAGUCCUGAGACAUGUCCAUGUCUGAGCCCAGCUAUGCACUGUGAACAGGUGUACAUAUGUACAGUAAUUCUUACUGCUUUUUUAUUAUAGCUACAGUGGUGUGAAAAAGUGUUUGCCUCCUACAGAUUUUUUUUUGUUUUUGCUUUUUUGUCAUACUAAUAUUUUUCAGAUUAUCACAUAAACUUAAAUAUGAGCCAGUGAUAACCUGAGUAAAUAUAUAUAUUUUUAAAUGAUAAUUUUAUUUAUUAAACGAAAAUAAUAUCCGAACCAAUCUAGCCCUGUGUCAAAAAGUGUUUGCCCCUUAACCUAAUACCUUGGUUGUGCCAUCAAGCUUUAAUGAUAACUGGCAACAAGUCUUUUACACCGCUGUGAAGGAAUUUUGUUCCGCUCUUCUUUAUACAAUUGUUUUAAUUCAGCCACAUUAGAGGGUUUUUGAGCAUAAGCGUUUUGUGUACAUUUAUGCCAAGCAUCUCAAUCAGACUUUGACUAGGCCACUAUUUAUUAUUUUUUAAGCCAUUCAGAGGUGGACUUGUUUGUGUGCUUUUGAUCAUUGUCCUGCUGCAGAACCCAAGUACACCUGAGCUUGAGGUCAUGAACAGAUGGCCCGACAUUGUCCUUCAGGAUUGUUUGGUAAACAGCAGAAUUCCUGGUUCCAUCUAUUACAGCAAGUUGUUCAUGCCCUUUUGGGGUAUUUUGGUAGGCUGGUCAUUACUGGGAAAUUUCACCAGUGUUACAUGUUUUCUCCAUUUGUGAAUAACAGCUCUCAGUGUGGUUCUCUGGAGUCCCAAAGCUUUAGAAAUUACUUUAUAACCUGUUCCAGACUGAUAGAUGAUUAAUGACUUUGUUUUCUCAACUGUUUUUUAAUUUAUUUAGAUAAUGUUUUUUUUUUUUAUCUUUUAUCUGCUUUAUGUUGUCAGACAGGUUCUAUUUAAGUGAUUUCUUGAUUCUACAGGUCUGGCAGUAAUCUGGACUAUGGUUAGUAGUGAAAUCUAAAUCAGCUUUCCAAGAAGUGUAAAUAAUCACAGUUAAGUGCAAACACUUUUUCACACAGGGCCAGAUUGGUCCUUUAAUAAAUUAAAUCAUCAUUUAAAAAGUGAUUUUUAUAUUUACUCAGGUUAUGUUUGUCUGAUACUGAAGUUUGUUUAAUAGUUUGAAAAAUGCAAAAACACAAGAAAUCUGUAGGGGGCAAAUAUUUUUUCACCUCACUGUUUAUGAAUGAUAGGUUUAUAACCCAUUCCAAGCUCAGACCUGAUAGACCUGUUAGAAUAUUACACCUAAAGAUCCAUAUAUACUAGCAAUAGAGUAUGUAAUAGGGCUAAAAUGGCACCUGUAGAUGGAAUCAUGAUAAUUUAUAGCAAGAAUUGGCGUUUUAGUGGGCACUCUAAAACCUAUUUUCCCCACAGAAAAAAAAAAGUUGUCAAUAGGUUUCGUCUCACUUUUACCAAUAAUAUGGGCAUUUUAACUCUGCCUUUUAAACCAUGGCUUGCCCCCUUACCAGUGUGAAAAACCUUUUCAUUGGUUAAAAGCUUUAAAAUCAUACAAAGCUUAUUUAGAACUGUGAAAUGUCUUUGUUUAAUGGCGUAGCUGCUGUGUUAGAGAAUGAGCUGCUUGUCAUAUACAGGAAUUGAUAACCACUGAUAAAGAUCAUUGUUUUUUACACAGUUAGUCUGGUGGAGGUGUUUGAUGAUGCCGUACAUGUAGGUGACAUUUUUUGUUUUCUUUAUUUAAAUAAAAAAGCAGCUGUAUGUGAAACCACACUCACUCUACAGUUGUAAUACAUCAUAACUGGAAUUAUUUACUGCAGAGGAUCCAUAAACCAGAGGACAUGUGUUUAAAAGCUUGUUUUUUACUGAGAGUCCACAAUACUUAACAGCUCAUUUAUCAUCAGUCUGUAGUACAGACUCCACACCGAGGAAAGUACAGCCUUUUAUAAAAAUCAUCAACAAUUAUGAGAAGUCAGAAGCCUGCAAGCUACUUUAGAUGUGAUAAGUCUCAGUCUGAUAAAGCCAUGUCUGAGUGUGUUCACAAAUAUUCCAGUCAGUCAGAGAUUUUUUGGACGGUAUGUAUCAAAUACAAAUGUAUAAAGUUUUUGUUUAUCUAUUUGACAUGAUGUAACUCUGUGUUAAUCAACAGUGCAAAUAAAAAAAACUUCUGUACAAAAUCAA